AUGAGCUUGCAAGAAGAAGAAGCGGCGCGGAAAAUCCAGAAUUUCUGGCGCGAUUCGAUGCGGAAACGCGAGCGGAAGCUGGAGAAACGAAUUUAUGAGUGAGUUAUUUUGAAAUAGUUAGGUGAAGUAUUACGAGAUAUUUUUUAGGGAACAAAAAUCAAAAUUUUGAAAAAAAAAAUGCUUUUUUACUACGGUACGCAAUUAGUGUGCACUUGUGCGUCACGGUGUUUGCACUCCAAUUGUUCAUUGUUCGUUAGUUUUCAGCGUAUUUUCAGAAGUUUAGAGACAGUUUCAGAGAAUUUUGAAUAUAUCAUCUGAUUCGUCUUGUUGAGGUGAAAAAUAUGAGCUACUUAUUUUUUUCCUAAAACUCAUUUUGAGAAAAGUUAGGGGGCGAAAACUAGAUUUCACAAUUUUCCGCAUAAUUUUUCAUUUUUCAUAUUUUAAAAUUCCAAUUUCUAGCUCCGAAUGGUCUGCCAUCAUCGAAAAUUCAACCCGAAGAAACGACGAACUUCUAGAGAAGCUUCGAAAUCUGCGAAUCGCGAAAUCAUACGAUAUUCAAAAAUUCGAAACCCUAUUGAGAUUGCCGCCAAGAGAAGUCAAUGGAUUCAUGGAAUCGGAGUCGAAAAAAUCGGAAAAUGAAAGAAUCACUGAUGAAGAUCGAGAGAGAAUCAUGAGAAAUGAGGAGAAAAAAGAUCGAGCUGCGAGGACACUUCAGAAGUUUGUGAGUGAGAUUUUUUACAAACCUUUUUUUAAACUUGUUUCUGUAGUUCCGGAAGAUUCACCUAACUUCUGCACAAUCUCAAUAUCUUACUCGAAUUCAACGAAUCCGCCCGAAGCGUCGAAUGGAAGUUCUAGAAAUGUUGAACAAGCGGUUGAAUGAGAGAAGAAUACAGAAGAAGAUUACUGGGACGGAGGUGCAAAAAGCGCUGGAGAAUCACAAGGAAAAACAGAGGGGAGUUGGAAGUUUGAAGUUUGCGCAAGUUCAAUUGGAUUUGAGAAGAAGUUUGGCGCAAACUAGACCCAGUGAGUUGAUUUUCGAAAAUGAAGAUAGUUGAACAUCGACACCGCGCCCAGGGUGAGGCAUAUGCACGGCGCCAAUAAAAAUUUACGGGAAUAUACCUCGCCAAUUUGAGAUUUUCUUGAAAAACAGCAAAUUUUUGCUUGUUUUCCCGUUAAAAAGUGGUAUUUUUCAGUCAAGAACGUUGUUUUCACCUCGCCAAAAAAUUUCUAAACUCACACCGCCAAUUUUCAAAGUUAAUUUGCACGAAGCUGGGCGUGGUAUGCAUUGACUAAAUGACAUUUUCAGGUUUUUUAAGCAAAUGAGUUGAAAUAUUGGAUUUUAAUCGUAUUCAUAGGAUAGAAUGGUCUAAGACGAACGGAAUCAUAUUAAUUUUGAUGACUUUACGUUAGCCAUAAGUGAUUUAGCGAGGUUUAGUCGAUAUAUAUGUCAAUAAGGCAAAUCGAUCGGCUAAACGUCGCUAAAUCACUCAUGGAUAACGUAAAGUCUUAAAAAUUUAUAUCAUUCUGUUCGUCUUAGACCAUUCUAUCAUAUCAAUACGAUUAAAAUCCAAUAUUUCAACUCACUUGCUAAAUAAAACAUGGAAAUGCCAUAUAGUCAAUGUCCAACUAUACGCCAGCCACAUUUUUCAACAUUUUUCAACUGUGAGAAAAUCACUUGAACUUUAAAAAUCCUCACUUCCAGACUCCCCAACCGCUCGCGGAAUUCCGCGCCUAACCCGCAUCAGGGCCACCAAACUUCACAACUCAAAAAUGCACCAAAUCGAUCUCGACAUUAUGAAGUUUGUGCUUGACGGCAACUUCUAA
Messenger RNA from Caenorhabditis angaria, 1824 nucleotides. Lineage: Eukaryota; Metazoa; Nematoda; Chromadorea; Rhabditida; Rhabditidae. The record is from the annotation of a GenBank genome assembly.